AUGGGCAUCCAAAAGACCCUGCCCCCAGGCCUCGACGAGGUCGACGUCAUCAUUGCAGGCGGCGGCACCGCCGGGUGUGUCAUCGCUGCACGCCUCGCCUCAGCCCUGCCCAACCUGCAGAUCCUCCUUCUCGAGCAGGGCCCCAACAACUUCGAGGACCCUUUUAUUGUGAAUCUCGGCCUGUUCUUCGCGCACCUCAUGCCCGACGGCGACAAGGGACUCUUCAACAAGGCCAAUCCAUCCAGACAUGUCAAUGGUCGUGAGCUGACCGUUCUGUCCGGGGGUUGCCUCGGCGGCGGCUCGUCCAUCAAUAUGGGCAUGUACAGCCGUCCGCAGUGGUCUGACUUUGACGGAUGGGGCGUGGAGGGUUGGACGACGGAGGACAUGCUGCGAUGUAUGAAAAAGGUUGAGGAUUACCACGACCCGGAUCCAGAGGGAACGCACGGCACACGAGGGCCCGUCCAAGUAUCUGGCGGGCUAUACCGUGCGAAGCGCGCCGAGGAGGACUUCCUGCGAGCGCUGGAUGAGGUAGGAUGGCCCAUCGUGGAGGAUCUGCAAGACCUGAGAGCCGUCAACUCGUUUGCGCGGGCGAGGAGGAUGGUCUCGCCCGAGGGAAGAAGACAAGAUGCGGCGCAUAAGUACCUGCAUCCAAGGCUCAGUGACCGGGCGCACUCGAACCUCCACGUGCUGGUCGAGACGCAGGCUGUCAAGGUCCUUGUGGAGGAUGGUCAGGCGAAAGGAGUCGUCUUCCGAUCGAACCCCAAGUUUGGAGCGGCCGAUGUCUCGGAGAAGGCAGUCAAGUCCCGAAAGAUGGUUGUCGUCUCCGGAGGCUGCUUUGGGUCACCCACGAUUCUUCAGCGCUCGGGCGUCGGACCCAGAGACGUCCUCUCCAAAGCUGGUGUACCUCUGCUGGUCGAAAACAACGGCGUCGGCGCUGGGUAUGAGGAUCAUCAAGCUAUGGCCUACGGCUACAAGACGAGUCUCGAAAUGGAAGAGACGCUGAAUGGGCUGCUGUUCGGCUUGACUGACAUUGGGGAGCUCCUAAAGAACAAUGACCCCCGUCUUGGGUACAAUGGCCAAGACGUGAAUGGCAAGAUCAGGCCUACGGACGAGGAGGCGGAAACCAUGGGACCAGCAUUCAAAGCAGUUUGGGACGCCCAUUUUCGGGACACGCCCGACAAGCCCCUGGCUGGCCUAUCUCUGAUCAACGGGAUCCCCGGUCUGGCAAAGGACAUCCCACCAGCGUCGUAUCUGGGCCUGUCCGCCUUCUCCAUGUACCCCCUGUCGCGUGGCCAUGUCAACAUCACCGGCCCUGACAUGUGCGACCCAGUCGACUUUGACACUGGGUUCCUCGCAGACAAGGAUGGCAUCGACAUCAAGAAGCACAUCUGGACGUACAAGAAGCAGCGCGAGAUCAUGCGUCGCAUGCCCUGCUACCGAGGCGAGGUCCCCUCAUGGCACCCCCCGUUCCCCGAGACGUCAGACGCUGUCUGUCGGGACGUCACAGACGCGCUUCCUGAUCCCAUCGAGGAUAUCGUCUACACGCGCGAGGACGAGGAGGUGAUUGGCCUACAUGUCCAGGCCAAGGCCGAGACAACGUGGCACUCGAUGGGGACGUGCAAGAUGAAGGCCCAGGAGGAGGGCGGCGCUGUCGAUGGCAAGUUGGGCGUGUACGGCGUCAAAGGCCUCAAGGUCGCUGAUCUGAGUAUCUGUCCGCGCAACGUGUCUGGGAAUACGUGCAUGACGGCUCUGGCUAUCGGUGAGAAUGCGGCGGAUAUCUUCAUCCGGGAGCUUCAGUGA
Messenger RNA from Emericellopsis atlantica, 1800 nucleotides. Its product is annotated as putative glucose dehydrogenase. The coding region runs from base 1 to 1800 and encodes 599 amino acids. The record is from RefSeq and is a predicted model, not a curated record. Gene Ontology annotation, molecular function: flavin adenine dinucleotide binding; oxidoreductase activity, acting on CH-OH group of donors. The transcript has 4 exons. Lineage: Eukaryota; Fungi; Ascomycota; Sordariomycetes; Hypocreales; Bionectriaceae.